AUGAUGGCCAUGAACGCCAAGCAGCCUUUCGGCAUGCACCCGGUGCUUCAAGAACCCAAAUUCUCCAGCCUGCACUCCGGCUCCGAGGCCAUGCGCCGAGUAUGUCUCCCAGCCCCGCAGCUGCAGGGUAAUAUAUUUGGAAGCUUUGAUGAGAGCCUGCUGGCACGCGCCGAAGCUCUGGCGGCGGUGGAUAUCGUCUCCCACGGCAAGAACCAUCCGUUCAAGCCCGACGCCACCUACCAUACCAUGAGCAGCGUGCCCUGCACGUCCACUUCGUCCACCGUGCCCAUCUCCCACCCGGCCGCGCUCACCUCGCACCCGCACCACGCCGUGCACCAGGGCCUCGAGGGCGACCUGCUAGAGCACAUCUCGCCCACGCUGAGCGUGAGCGGCUUGGGUGCCCCCGAGCACUCGGUGAUGCCGGCGCAGAUCCACCCGCACCACCUGGGCGCCAUGGGCCAUCUGCACCAGGCCAUGGGCAUGAGCCACCCACAUGCCGUGGCUCCUCACAGCGCCAUGCCUGCAUGCCUCAGCGACGUGGAGUCGGACCCGCGAGAGCUUGAGGCCUUUGCCGAGCGCUUCAAGCAGCGGCGCAUCAAGUUGGGGGUGACCCAGGCGGACGUGGGCGCGGCUCUAGCCAACCUCAAGAUCCCCGGCGUCGGCUCGCUCAGCCAGAGCACCAUCUGCAGGUUCGAGUCUCUCACUCUAUCUCACAACAACAUGAUUGCACUCAAGCCAGUGCUCCAAGCUUGGCUGGAAGAAGCCGAGGCCGCCUACCGAGAGAAAAACAGCAAGCCGGAGCUCUUCAACGGCAGUGAACGGAAACGCAAACGCACGUCCAUCGCGGCACCAGAGAAGCGCUCGCUAGAGGCCUACUUCGCUAUCCAGCCGCGGCCCUCAUCUGAGAAGAUCGCAGCCAUUGCUGAGAAACUGGACCUUAAAAAGAACGUGGUGAGGGUCUGGUUCUGCAACCAGAGACAGAAACAGAAACGAAUGAAAUACUCGGCUGUCCACUGA
Camelus dromedarius (Arabian camel) is the source of this 1017-nucleotide messenger RNA. RefSeq names its product POU class 4 homeobox 3 (gene POU4F3). The coding region runs from base 1 to 1017 and encodes 338 amino acids. NCBI's taxonomy places the organism in Eukaryota, Metazoa, Chordata, Mammalia, Artiodactyla, Camelidae. Gene Ontology annotation, molecular function: DNA-binding transcription factor activity, RNA polymerase II-specific; RNA polymerase II cis-regulatory region sequence-specific DNA binding. The transcript is spliced from 2 exons. The record is from RefSeq and is a predicted model, not a curated record. Gene Ontology annotation, biological process: regulation of transcription by RNA polymerase II.